This is a messenger RNA of Symbiodinium sp. CCMP2592, 1734 nucleotides long. NCBI's taxonomy places the organism in Eukaryota, Dinophyceae, Suessiales, Symbiodiniaceae. The record is from the annotation of a GenBank genome assembly.
AUGGAAGACAUCGAGGAUGUGGGCAAGCAUGGAAAGCCGACUUGCCACUUCAAGGUGGAGCUAUUAGAGCAAGUUCGAUCACAGCUUUCGAAGCAGAUGAAGCACCAAAUCGAGUGCCACACGGAUAUCCUACUUCAGGAGAUGAAGAGUAUUCGUGCCGAGAUGUCUGCGAACUUCGCUUUGCUGAGUGGGGACCUGAAAGAUUUGAGGAACAGAAAGGUUGAAGCGGACUUUUCGUCCUUCGACUUCUCAGCGGUGGUGACUCACUUUGACGAAUCCAAAGUCAAGGUUGACUUUGAUCCAGUCUUGACAGCUAUUCGUGAGAAGAACUUUGAUGUAGACCUGACGCAGGUGUUAACACACAUCGAUGAGAAGAAGUUCGAUGUCGAUUUUUCACAGGUGUUAACACGCAUCGAUGAGAAGACGUUCGAUGUAGACGUUUCACAUGUGUUGACACGCAUCGACGAGAAGAAGUUCGAUGUAGACUGGUCGGAGGUGUUGACACGCAUCGAUGAGGUGCGCACAGCCAUCUACGAGAAGAACUUCGACGACAAAUUCUCUGCGCUUUUAGAAGCCAUCCGCUCACAGAAGUUUGAUGUUGAUUCAUCGAUUGACUUUUCAUCGGUGUUGGCACACAUCGAUGCCAAGAAGAUAGAUGUCGACUUCUCUGAUGUGUUGGCACACAUUGAUGCGAAGAAGUCAGAUGUCGAUCUCACAUCACUCGUGACGCGCAUCGAUGAUGUGCUCAAAGCUAUCCGCGAGAAGAGCUUCAACGUCGAUUUUUCAUCAGUCUUGACACGCAUCGAUGAGAAGAAGGUCGACGUGGAUUUCUCGUCAGUGUUGGCACGCAUCGAUGAGAAGAAGCUGGACAUAGACUUGUCGUCACUGUCAGCACGCUUUGACGAACUUCUCCACGCUAUCAACUCGAUAUCGAUCCCCGCUGCCCCUGGCCCGUCUGUCGUCGAUGUUGACAUCACAUCCGUCUUGACACGCAUCGAUGAAAAGAAGCUGGAUGUCGACUUUAAGGAAGUGCUUGGCCCCAUUCGCGAUCUCUCGGCAUCGCUGACGCGCAUUGAAAAUAAGAGGUUGGAUGUCGAUUUCUCUCAGGUCAUCCGAGCCAUCCGCGAGCAGAAGUUCGACAUCGACUUCGCCCCGGUCUUGGCAGCCAUUCAUGGCAAGAAGACCGAGGUCGACUUCUCUCGUGUUCUGGCAGCCAUCGAUGCCAACAGGGUCGAUCUUUCUCAAGUGAAGGUGGACAUAGACUUUACAGCAGUGAUGAGAGCCAUUGAGGCGAACCGGGACCUCAAGCUCGACGUGGAUUUCUCGGCAGUCUUGACAGCCAUCGAGAACAUCAAGGUGGACGUAGACAUCUCGGAGGUGUUGCAGACCAUCCGACAGUACAGUGAUCCUCAGCCAAUCCUCGAUGCCAUCGCCAACAUGAGCGCUUCGUUCACUGCUCGCAUCCAUACGGGAGGCUUAGAGGCGGCUAUUGACCAGCUGCACCUUAAGCUGGAGGACAUCGACAAGAACGGCGAGCAAGCCAAAGCACUCGUUCACGCCUUCAGAAGCAACAUUGACGCCUCUCUGUCAGCCUACCACCAGGAGUCGAUGCUGGAGCUUUCGAAACUGGUGAACAUUGUAACCAGAAGUUCAAGUUCCAGUACGGUGUUUCGGCAGGAGGCCACACGGAUCGAAGCAGAGGUGGCGGUGACGGGCUCCACUGCCUCGGGGUGA